Molecule: messenger RNA, 6086 nt
Organism: Astyanax mexicanus (Mexican tetra)
Lineage: Eukaryota; Metazoa; Chordata; Actinopteri; Characiformes; Acestrorhamphidae
Gene: epha3
Product: eph receptor A3
Exons: 18
Coding region: 132-3050 (972 amino acids)
Biological process (GO): cell surface receptor protein tyrosine kinase signaling pathway; axon guidance; protein phosphorylation
Cellular component (GO): plasma membrane; neuron projection
Molecular function (GO): ATP binding; protein binding; transmembrane-ephrin receptor activity
Source: RefSeq, a predicted model, not a curated record
UCCUCGUCUCCGGUGUCAAACUUGACAUCAGCCUGUGAGCCGAGAAUGGUAAGUUGUGUCGGGAUCGAAGCCUCACAUCAGCGGCAGCUUGAUGGAGUUAUGUGCCUCGCGCUGCCCUCUGAACUGCCACCAUGGACUGCAGCGCUCUGAUACUCUCCCUCUGUCUCUGCUCGCUCUUUUUCCGCGCAGACUUCAGCAUUUACCCCUCCAAUGAAGUUAACCUGUUGGAUUCCAAAGCAAGCCAAGGGGAGCUGGGAUGGAUAUCAUAUCCGUCACAUGGGUGGGAGGAGAUCAGCGGAGUGGAUGAGCACUACACGCCAAUCCGGACUUUCCAGGUGUGCAAUGUCAUGGAGUACAGCCAGAACAACUGGCUGAGGACCAACUGGAUCCCUCGCAAUUCUGCCCAGAAGAUCUAUGUGGAGCUCAAGUUCACCCUGAGAGACUGUAACAGUAUCCCCCUGGUGCUGGGGACCUGCAAAGAGACCUUCAACUUGCACUACCUGGAGACGGACGAGGACCAGGGCAGCAAGUUCCGCGAGCACCAGUUCUCUAAAAUAGACACCAUCGCGGCCGAUGAGAGCUUCACACAGAUGGACUUAGGGGACCGCAUCCUCAAGCUCAACACAGAAGUGCGAGAGGUGGGUCCGGUCAGCAAGAAGGGCUUUUACUUGGCCUUCCAGGACGUGGGGGCCUGUGUGGCCCUGGUGUCGGUGCGGGUGUACUUUAAGAAAUGCCCGUUCACAGUGAGGAACCUGGCCAUGUUCCCUGACACCGUGCCCAUGGACACUCAGUCGCUAGUAGAAGUGCGGGGCUCUUGUGUCAACAACUCUAAGGAGGAGGACACGCCCAAAAUGUACUGUAGCACGGAAGGGGAAUGGCUGGUUCCUAUUGGGAGAUGUCUGUGUAACAUUGGUUACGAAGACCGGGGAGUCACCUGUCAAGCCUGCCGGCCCGGCUUCUAUAAGGCCUCCUCUGGGAACGUGAAGUGUUUCAAGUGUCCCCCGCACAGCUACACGCACCAGGAGGGAGCCGUGCACUGCAGCUGCGAAAAGAACUACUUCCGAUCGGAGGGAGACCCCGUUUCCAUGGCCUGCACUCGUCCUCCCUCUGCUCCUCGGAACGUGAUCUCGGUCAUUAACGAGACGUCUGUGAUCCUGGACUGGAGCUGGCCGGCGGAAACGGGAGGCAGGAAGGACAUUACGUUUAAUGUGCUGUGUAAGCGCUGUUUAAGGGGGUCUAAACAGUGCGAGCCGUGCAGAGGGGCCGUGCGCUUCGUGCCCCGUGCCACGGGCCUCGCCAACACCACGGUGACUGUGGCCGACCUGCUGGCACACACCAACUACACGUUUGAGAUCGAGGCGCAGAACGGAGUUUCCUCUCUGGCUCCUGCGCUGCGCCAGUUCGCGGCUGUCACCAUAACUACCAACCAAGCAGCUCCAUCCCCGGUCACGGUCAUCAAGAAGGACAGAACAUCCCGAAACAGCAUCUCACUGUCCUGGCUGGAGCCAGAAAGACCCAAUGGUAUCAUCCUGGACUACGAGGUCAAAUACUACGAGAAGCAGGAACAAGAGACCAGCUACACCAUCCUGAGAUCCAAGGGCACCAAUGUGACUCUGAACGGCCUGAAACCAGACACCAGUUACCUGCUGCAGAUCAGAGCACGCACCGCCGCCGGCUACGGCAGCAGCAGCCGCAAGUUUGAGUUCGAGACCAGCCCGGAUUCUUUCUCCAUCUCCAGCGAGAACAGUCAGGUGGUGCUGAUUGCCAUCUCUUCUGCCGUGGCCAUCAUCCUUCUCACGGUGGUGCUCUACAUUCUGAUUGGCAGGUUUUGUGGAUACAGCAAAUCCAAACACCCUGACGAAAAGAGACUCCACUUUGGCAACGGACACUUGCGCUUGCCUGGUAUCAGGACUUACGUGGACCCGCACACGUACGAAGACCCGAGUCAGGCGGUGCACGAAUUCGCCAAAGAGCUGGAUGCGUCCUGCAUCGCCAUCGACAAAGUAGUGGGCGCAGGUGAAUUUGGAGAGGUGUGCAGCGGUCGUCUGAAACUGCCCUCGAAGAAAGAGAUUUGCGUGGCCAUCAAGACGCUAAAAGCAGGAUACACUGAGAAGCAGAGGCGGGACUUCCUGAGCGAGGCCAGCAUCAUGGGACAAUUUGACCACCCCAACAUUAUCAGACUCGAAGGCGUGGUCACUCGCAGUAAGCCAGUGAUGAUAGUGACAGAGUACAUGGAGAAUGGAUCUUUGGACAGCUUCCUGCGAAAACAUGAUGCUCAGUUCACAGUGAUUCAGCUGGUGGGAAUGCUGCGUGGUAUAGCAUCAGGUAUGAAGUACCUCUCAGACAUGGGCUACGUCCACCGAGACCUGGCCGCCCGCAACAUCCUGGUCAACAGUAACCUGGUGUGCAAAGUGUCCGACUUCGGACUGUCCAGAGUGCUCGAGGACGACCCAGAGGCCGCCUACACCACAAGAGGUGGCAAGAUCCCAAUUAGGUGGACGGCACCAGAGGCCAUCGCCUACCGCAAAUUCACCUCAGCCAGCGACGUGUGGAGCUACGGCAUCGUGCUAUGGGAGGUCAUGUCGUACGGAGAGAGGCCUUAUUGGGAGAUGUCCAAUCAGGAUGUGAUCAAAGCGGUGGACGAAGGAUACCGUCUCCCCCCACCCAUGGACUGCCCCGCAGCCCUGUACCAGCUAAUGCUGGACUGCUGGCAGAAGGACCGGAACAACCGGCCCAAGUUCGAGCAGAUUGUCAGCAUCCUGGACAAGCUCAUCCGUAACCCCAGCAGUCUAAAGAUCACAGCCAACACCGCCUGCAGGCCUGUCAACCUGCUUCUGGACCGGAACAGCACAGACAUGACCUCGUUUGGCACCAUGGGCGACUGGUUAGAGACUGUAAGGACGCUACCCUGUAAAGAGGCCUUCAGCGGCGUCAGCUACAGCUCGUGUGACACGCUACCUAAAACCUCUGCAGAAAUCUGCCUGGCCGAGGUCAGGCCUGCGGCCACUUGUCCUGAGUGGGAGCCGUCCAUGGGAAUUACGACCCUGUAGGCCUUAAAGACCGGAUGGGACUUCAAGAAGGUUGGCGUGACGAUUGUCGGACCUCAGAAGAAGAUUGUGAGCAGCAUCAAAGCACUUGAAACUCACACAAAGAACGGCCCGGUUCCUGUGUAAAAACGACGACAAAAAAAAAAACGAGAAAAAUAAUAAAAAUCAUAGAUCAACAAAGGAAUAAAAAGGGAGGAACACAAUGAAACAAUGAGAGAGAAGCAUGCACAUGCAUAGAGGAGACUGUUGCUGCUUUUGGCUUUAACAGACAGGAAAUUCUGUAUUAGAGAAAUAGGAACUACUACACUGUAACUGAAUCAGUGCAUAGGAUAGUGAUGUUCCUGAAGAAGGACUUUGGAGGAGUCUGGUCUGGUCUUCCCAGCACUUAUUGAUGGUGCUCAGGCAGGUGGAGAACAUGCCUCCCAAGAUGUUGAUUUGUUGUUGCCUUAUGUAGAAAAGAAAACGAAGGAAGAAAAAAGGGUGGGCAUGGCUCCGGGACCUGCAGAACCUGCGCUUUCGGUCGGUCUACGCACUGAUCUGAUAUCAGUGAAUAUCAGAUAGGUCUCCCCACGCCACGGCACAGCAGAGAACUGUGUGAAGAGAAGGAUGGAGUCGCCCCGAGCCAGCCGCUCUUCUUCCAGCAGAUACAGACGAACGCUCAAGCUCUUAUUGUAUCAUAUUGUAUCAUCGAAGGGAAAAGGUAAAAAAAAAAAUGCCUUUAGUAAAAAAAGUAAUAAACCAACAAAAACAUUGCAAAAGCAGCAGCUCUCAUUGUUGGAAGGCCUUCAGUCCUUUCAAAGAGAAAAGACUCGAUAGCUCCAGGCCUCUCAAAUCGCUGAUCUAAUUGUGGUCAUGCAGGAUGGGAUUGGGUGUGUCUCCGAAGCUAUCAGGACAAAAUACACGAGAGCCAGCCAAUACACGAGAGCCCCCUUUAACUUCUAGAUUUCUAGAUUUCACUAGAGAACAUGAAAAAAAAAAUACGCGUUUCCAGUAAACGUCACUGCAAAUGCCCAUAAAAAAUAAGCAGGACCGCGCAGUAAAGCCAAGAUUGAUGCUCCAGCAAUUUGCUAAUGCUGCUUCUGAGGAUCUGACACAACAGCCGGCGUGUUUGAUUAACUAUUAAUCUAUAAGAGAAGGCGCAUCUCAGAGCUUCACGUCCGAAACAUCACAAGUCAGUGCGCAGGCAGGAAAUGUGCUGCUUAACUGGAGAUGUUUAUGUCACUUUACAGCGAGAGGAAAGCAGAUGCUCUUUUUCUUGUGCAGUUCUAAAGAGAAAACCCUGAUUAUGGUAUAUAUAUUAUUAUAUAUAUAUAUAUAUAAUUAUAUAUUAACCAAAUGCAAACGUGAGCAUAUCGUCACUGUCCGAAGAAAAACGUGGAACUCCUAAAACUUACAAUAACAACUUAACAUCAAAAGAGAAGGCUUCUUAACUCAUUCAUUUCAUUUUAUUCCAUUUCUAUUCAAUUUUGUAGCAUUUCUAUUGGUCCAAAUAUCAUUCAAAUCUCAUCAGGAUACAAGGAUAUGAAGGACUUCAACACUUCUGUGUUCAAUUGAUGUAAAAAAUACAUGAGAUACAUGUUUCUUCAUUGGACAGCAACGAUAUGAACUGAUCUGCAAUGUUGAAAAUCAAUGCAAUUGUAAACUGUAUUUCUAGAUCUUGAAUAAAACAUGGUCAGGCAUGUUGGGAUCACCUGCAGUUAGAUGUCCAGCUAGAAAGAAAGAAAGAAAGAAAGAAAGAAAGAAAGAAAGAAAGAGAAAAAGAGAGAGAGCAGAUCAGAAGAAAUCAGAACACGCUGACUCCGUAGAGGAGGAAUGGAAGCGAUAGAAGUGACAGGUAAAAUGAAAGACUUCUAUGAAGAACAUAGAGCCUAUAAUUUCCUGCAUUUUGGUUUCUUUUUCAUUUUUUUUCAUCUUAUAAAGGCAGUAAGGGUCUGUGGGGGGGGGAGUGCUUUAGGGACAAUGUCAUGUAAUAUAUUAUCAUUAUUGCAGAAGCUCAGGAUGCACAGCCCUCGUUCAGUCUCUGAGAAGCAUUUGAGAAAAGAUAAGAAGUGAUAAGAAGUGAUAGAAUACCAUGCAACCGACUACUUCAGCGUAGGGAUCUGUGCCAUCUGUUGUUCUUCAGAAAUAGAAAUUCUCAGCUGUGGUAGGAGGUGCUUUUUUUCAUUGUAUUAAAAUAAUAACAAUAAUAAUAAUCAAUCAUUUGGCAUUUUUUUUAAACAUGUCAUUAGUUGAUAAGUCUUGGCUGAUGAUAAGGUUUCAUGAAAAUUAAAAAAAAUAAAUAAAUCAAAAUCUCAUCACUUUAUGAAGGAACGUUUGAGCUCUUCCUCUUCCUCUUCCUUCGUCUAUUCCCGUACGUUCAAUCAAUGCCUGUAAAUGUUGUUGCUGCUCUCUCAGCUAUUAGCAUGUACAUAUGUAAACAGGACCUGUAAUAAUAGCAAUGGUGAACCUAGCGGUACUGUCGAUUACCCGGCCAUCCCUUUGUACAAAUGUUUGUAUGUAUAAAAGAAUGAAAGAAAAAAAAAUCUGUGCAAACUUUAAAAGAGCAAAAACUCCUUUGUAUUAUAUUUUAUGUUAUUUUGUAUCAUAUUUUCGUUUUUCUUUUUUUUUUUCCUUUUUUUUUUUACAUUAAAACAUCAGCGUUAUUGACCUAUUUAUUUGAUAACAAACCGUAUACCGUGCCAAUUUGAAUGUUUUUCUUUUUUUUUGUUUGUUUGUUUGUUUGUAGCGUACGAUAAGUUAUGACGUGGUUACGUGAGGACAUUAUCAGUGUUUUUUUUUUUUUUAUUACUUUAUGAAACAUGACUUCUUCUAAAGAGCAAUACUGUUUUGCCCCCUCCUCCACAUACACCCAACCCACCCCCCCUCUCGUCCUCCUCUACUCUUUCUUUAGACCGGUGUGUGCGUGUGGGUGUGGGUGCGGGUGGGUGUGCAAAUGUAGAUGGCCUUGUCUACUAAUGUAAAAUGAUUUGUAGUGGAAACAUUUAUAUUUUUAUAAUAAACUGUCUGGAAAUAUUUUCUAAAGAAGGAAUGCGGAGAGGA